Girardinichthys multiradiatus is the source of this 1188-nucleotide messenger RNA. It is a transcript of the gene gemin2, whose product is annotated as gem (nuclear organelle) associated protein 2. Gene Ontology annotation, biological process: spliceosomal complex assembly; spliceosomal snRNP assembly. The coding region runs from base 126 to 926 and encodes 266 amino acids. NCBI's taxonomy places the organism in Eukaryota, Metazoa, Chordata, Actinopteri, Cyprinodontiformes, Goodeidae. The record is from RefSeq and is a predicted model, not a curated record. Gene Ontology annotation, cellular component: nucleus; SMN complex; spliceosomal complex. The transcript is spliced from 10 exons.
CAAAAAUGACCUCAUCACCAUUCGCCUCAACAAACAAGAUGGCGCUUAUUCUUCAAAGUAACUACGAGAAUUAAAGCGUUAUUGUUUAAGCCAGUAGUUGCUGUUUAGAUCGUGGUUGUUAGAAAAUGAAGUCGGACGUGGAGGAGUUAAUGCCAAGGCUGCUGCCGGUGGAUUGUGGAGAAGAUACCGAGGACCGGGUCCUUAAUGGGCCGCCAAGGAACCCCCAAGAAUAUCUCCGACAGGUCCAGCUGGAGGCAUCACUGUGUCCUGAUGUGGUGGUUGCUCAAAUCGACCCUAAGAAACUGACGAAGAAGCAAACAGUUAAUGUGUCUGUAGCAGGGUGCCCUGCUGCUCCUGUAGGCUUCUGCCCCAGCCUCAGUUGGCAACAACACCAAGUCAGCAAUUUUUCGGAUGUCAGGCAGAGCAUCACUAGGAACAGGACACACUGGAGUAAUCACACGCUUGACGACAAUGUACAGAUGCCAAAGCUGACAGAUGAAGAGGGCUGGAAGAGGUUUUGUUUAGGAGAGAAGACUUAUCUGGGUUCUUCAUCGUCCAGCCUCGCAGACGCAGAUCAAGAGCCAGCACUGGACUACAGCAAGGUGGGGUUUCCUCCAUUGCUAAGCAUCAUCAGCAGAUUCAAUCAGUCCACCGUUCUGAUGCUACUGGACAUCCUAAUCAGCUGGUUUGAAGAGAGAAAAUUUGUUCCACAGCUGGGUCGUUGGUUGUACGCUCUUUUGGCCUGCUUGGAGAAGCCCCUGCUGCCUGAAGCCCACUCCUCCAUCCGACAGCUGGCAAGGAGGUGUGCCCAGCUCCGCAGCACAAUGAACAGUCAGGAGGACGAGAACCUGCCUGCUCUCAACCUGCUCAUCUGUCUUGUUGCGAGAUACUUUGAACAGGUUGAUCUUGCAGACCAGCCGGAAUGAGCAGGAAGCUGAACUGUUUAGAGACUGAUAGCAGCAGAUUGUGAAAUAUUUUGCUCUCAAGGCAACACACAGAGGUUAAGAGUUUCGACAUGAAAUCCCUCCAGAGCGCCCACAAGAAAACCGCCAAAACAUAGUUUUUGGGUUAAAAAGAAAACCGGUUACACGCCCAGAUUUGCGGAGCUGAAGAAGUUAUUUGGUGAAGAUUAUGCAAAAUAUUCUUUGUCAGCAUUUAACUGAGUAAAAUAAAUCAUUUGUAAUAUAA